AUGGAGGCCCUGUUCCCUGUCUGCCGGCUAGAGAGGGAGAAGGAGGAGUGGAGUGCCCAGAUGCUGAGUUCAGACCCGGCCCGGGACAGCAAGCGGGUGGAGGUGCUGCUGCGGGACAAGGCCCAGCUCCACCUGCUGCUCAAAGGCCUGGAGGCAGAGGUGGCUGAGCUCCGGGCAGAGAGGGACAGCUCCGGCGCCCAGGCCGAAAACGUGCAGAGGAUACAGGUCCGCCAGCUGGCCGAGUCCCAGGCUACAGUCAAGGCCCUGGAGGCGGAGAAGCAGUCACUGCGGCUACAGGGCGAGAGGCUGGAGGGUGAGCUGAAGCUCGGGCUGGAGCAGAACACCUCGCUGACCGGCCGGCUGCACAAGGCCGAGCGGCAGGUCAACCUGCUGACCAGCCAGACCGACUUCAGGCUGGAGAGCGUGAGGGCCAGGGAGGAGGUGGAGAGAGAGAGGGACCGGGGCUUAGCCCUGGGAGGAGCGGGGCUCUGGGGCGUGUUUUAG
Molecule: messenger RNA, 504 nt
Organism: Conger conger (European conger)
Lineage: Eukaryota; Metazoa; Chordata; Actinopteri; Anguilliformes; Congridae
Product: centrosomal protein of 83 kDa-like
Exons: 4
Coding region: 1-504 (167 amino acids)
Cellular component (GO): centrosome
Source: RefSeq, a predicted model, not a curated record